Molecule: messenger RNA, 4380 nt
Organism: Nerophis ophidion (straightnose pipefish)
Lineage: Eukaryota; Metazoa; Chordata; Actinopteri; Syngnathiformes; Syngnathidae
Gene: ucmab
Product: upper zone of growth plate and cartilage matrix associated b
Exons: 5
Coding region: 2979-3392 (137 amino acids)
Biological process (GO): embryonic skeletal system development; regulation of osteoblast differentiation
Cellular component (GO): extracellular matrix
Source: RefSeq, a predicted model, not a curated record
UUUAUAGAGGAUCUUUGACUCAAGUUUUGGUAAUAGAUACUGAAAAUCAUGGCGACUUGUCCAGGGUGUACGCCGCCUUCCGCCCGAUUGUAGCUGAGAUAGGCUCCAGCGACCCUGAAGGGAAUAAGCGCUAGGAAAUGGAUGGAUGGAUACUGAAAAUCAGCAAAGAUCCUCUAUACGACAGGCACUCUGCUGUUUAACAAAACUGUGGAAAAAAACAAAACAAAAUUAGUCAAAGAUCCUCCAUACAACAGGAGCACCCUGUGUUAUGGACCUCCUGCAAAAACACUAUGCAAAGAUCCUCUAUACAACAGGAGCGCUCUGCUAUUAAUAACCAUCUGCAAAAAAAAUUCUCCCAUCAAAGAUCCUCUAUACAAAAGGAGUGCUCUGCUAUUAAUGACUAUCUGUAAAAAAAAGUCUCCCGUCGAAGAUCCUCUAUACAACAGGAGCGCUCUGCUAUUAAUGACCAUCUGCAAAAAAGUCUCCCGUCAAAGAUCCUCUAUACAAUAAGAGCGCGCUGCUAUUAUUGACCAUCUGCAAAAAAACAUUAUCCCGUCAAAGAUCCUCUACACAACAGGAGCAACCUGCUAUUAAUUACCAUCUGCAAAAAAGUCUCCCAUCAAAGAUCCUCUAUACAACAGGAGCGCUCUGCUAUUAAUGACCAUCUGCAAAAAAAAGUCUCCCAUCAAAGAUCCUCUACACACAGGAGCAACGUGUUAUUAAUGACCAUCUGCAAAAAAAGUCUCCCGUCAAAGAUCCUCUAUACAACAGGAGCGCUCUGCUAUUAAUGACCAUCUGCAAAAAAAGUCUCUGGUCAAAGAUCCUCAAUUCACAGGAGCACUCUGCUAUUAAUGACCAUCUGCAAAAAAAGUCUCUCGUCAAAGAUCCUCUAUACAACAGGAGCGCUCUGCUAUUAAUGACCAUCUGCAAAAAAAGUCUCUCGUCAAAGAUCCUCUAUACAACAGGAGCACUCUGCUAUUAAUGACCAUCUGCAAAAAAAGUCUCUCGUCAAAGAUCCUCUAUACAACAGGAGCGCUCUGCUAUUAAUGACCAUCUGCAAAAAAAGUCUCUGGUCAAAGAUCCUCAAUACACAGGAGCACUCUGCUAUUAAUGACCAUCUGCAAAAAAAGUCUCUGGUCAAAGAUCCUCUAUACAACAGGAGCACUCUGCUAUUAAUGACCAUCUGCAAAAAAAGUCUCCCGUCAAAGAUCCUCUAUACAACAGGAGCACUCUGCUAUUAAUGACCAUCUGCAAAAAAAGUCUCUGGUCAAAGAUCCUCUAUACAACAGGAGCACUCUGCUAUUAAUGACCAUCUGCAAAAAAAGUCUCCCGUCAAAGAUCCUCUAUACAACAGGAGCGCUCUGCUAUUAAUGACCAUCUGCAAAAAAAGUCUCUGGUCAAAGAUCCUCAAUACACAGGAGCACUCUGCUAUUAAUGACCAUCUGCAAAAAAAGUCUCUCGUCAAAGAUCCUCUAUACAACAGGAGCGCUCUGCUAUUAAUGACCAUCUGCAAAAAAAGUCUCUGGUCAAAGAUCCUCAAUACACAGGAGCACUCUGCUAUUAAGGACCAUCUGCAAAAAAAGUCUCCCGUCAAAGAUCCUCUAUACAACAGGAGCGCUCUGCUAUUAAUGACCAUCUGCAAAAAAAGUCUCCCAUCAAAGAUCCCCUAUACAAUAAGAGCGCGCUGCUAUUAAUGACCAUCUGCAAAAAAAAGUCUCCCGUCAAAGAUCCUCUAUACAACAGGAGCGUUCUGUUAUUAAUGACCACCUGCAAAAAAGUCUCCCAUCAAAGAUCCUCUAUACAUAAGGAGCGCUCCGCUAUUAAUGACCACCUGCAAAAAAAGUCUCCCAUCAAAGAUCCUCUAUACAUAAGGAGCGCUCUGCUAUUAAUGACCAUCUGCAAAAAAAAGUCUCCCGUCAAAGAUCCUCUAUACAACAGGAGCGCUCUGCUAUUAUUGACCACCUGCAAAAAAGUCUCCCGUCAAAGAUCCUCUAUACAACAAGAGCGCUCUGCUAUUAAUGACCAUCUGCAAAAAAAGUCUCUGGUCAAAGAUCCCCAAUUCACAGGAGCAACGUGUUAUUAAUGACCAGCUGCAAAAAAAAAGUCUCUCAUCAAAGAUCCUCUAUACAACAGGAGCGCUCUGCUAUUAAUGACCAUAUGCAGAAAAAGUCUCCCAUCAAAGAUCCUCUAUACAACAGGAGCGCUCUGCUAUUAUUGACCACCUGCCAAAAAAGUCUCUGCUCAAAGAUCCUCAAUAUACAGGAGCAACGUGUUAUAAAUGACCACCUGCAAAAAAAGUCUCCCAUCAAAGAUCCUCUAUACAUAAGGAGCGCUCUGCUAUUAUUGACCACCUGCAAAAAAGUCUCCCGUCAAAGAUCCUCUAUACAACAAGAGCGCUCUGCUAUUAAUGACCAUCUGCAAAAAAAGUCUCUGGUCAAAGAUCCUCAAUUCACAGGAGCAACGUGUUAUUAAUGACCAGCUGCAAAAAAAAAGUCUCCCAUCAAAGAUCCUCUAUACAACAGGAGCGUUCUGCUAUUAAUGGCCACCUGCAAAAAAGUCUCCCAUCAAAGAUCCUCUAUACAACAGGAGCGCUCUGCUAUUAUUGACCACCUGCCAAAAAAGUCUCUGCUCAAAGAUCCUCAAUAUACAGGAGCAACGUGUUAUAAAUGACCAUCUGCAAAAAAGGUCUCUCGUCAAAGAUCCUCUAUACAACAGGUGCGCGCUGCUAUUAAUGACCAUCUGCAAAAAAAGUCUCUGGUCAAAGAUCCUCUAUACAUGACCAGGGAGUCUUCCUUGUACAGGAUCUCUGAGCUUGUGCAAGCAGGUAGUGUUAAAAGUCACCUUCAUUACGGUGUCCGAGUGAUGGCUCCUGUCUUCUGACAACCAUCCCUGCAACCCCCCCCCCCUGUCUUUGACCCGCUCUCAAGCAGCGACUCCCCCUCCUGCUCCCAUCAGUGUGCAGUAGAUGAGAGGCCGACAUGUGUUGGACCUGCAGGACCUCCUUGGUGCUCCUCACGGGGCUCCUGGCUCUCUCCUUCUCUCCUCAGGCCGACUCGGCGGCCGUGCUUAGCGGCCAGGACGCCGCCGAGGAGCCGCCGGGUCCGCUGAGGAAGGUGUUCAUGAAGGAGGCCGACGCCUCGGACUUCUUCAGGCGGCGCAGCAGACGGGCGGUGAAGUCGCCCGACGAGCUGAGUGCCGAGCAGCGGCAGAUCCAGGCCGCCGACGAGCGCAGGAGGGAGUUCCACGAGGAGAAGAGGAACGAGUUUGAGAGCUACGCUGAAGAGGAGGACAACGAACAGAGCGAGAGGACCCGAGAGAGCACGGAGCAGUGGAGGGAGUUCCACUACGAUGGCAUGCAUCCCCCUUACGAGUACAACCGUCAGACCAACUAAAAUGGCGUGAGCGUGCUUAUGUUAACCCUUUGAAGUUUGGCUCAAAGAUGCUUAUGUUAACCCUUUGAAGUUUGGCUCAAAGAUGCUUAUGUUAACCCUUUGAAGUUUGACUCAAAGAUGCUUAUGUUAACCCUUUGAAGUUUGUCUCAAAGAUGCAACGACACGCUAGAGUAAGACUUGUUUUGUUUUUUAAUACACGACAUUUUUGCAUCGACAUGCAACACAUGCAUCUGGGGACUUCACAGUUUCUUCCAUAUAUAUAUAUACAUAUAUAUAUUUAUAUUUUGGUGCUUUGUGAGGGGAGGACGACAAACAUUGAGAAAAGAAACAUUCCAGACUGCAGUAAACGUUUCGGUUUUGUAUUUACAGCAAACUGAGGCUCAGUUGAUUUAUUUACUCACCAUAAAUUACAAAAAGUUAAGGUGAACUGCACUUUUGUUUUGGGGGGGCGAGGGGGAUUUUGCCCAUCAUUCGCAAUCAAAAGUCCGCUUACAAUGGAGCCUAUGAGAGUCUGCCGAAAAAAACGCAGAAAAAAACACCCAAACACCUCCACCGAGGUUUUAUGUACACGCUGUAAGUAUAUUUGUAAUGUACCAACAUUCAUAAUUACAGGCACUAUUUACCACAUUUUGCUCGUUUUAAGCAUACAGCGUACAAAACGUUCACUUUCCCCUUCGACAACAUCACUGAUUGUUACUCAUGCAGACUUGAGAGCCAAAAGACAUAAUAAAACAUCACUUACUGUACAAGGUCUGCUGUCAUUAAGAUGCCGACUGCUACGAUGUUCACAUAUUUCCGUUUUGAUGAAGAAUGACUCAAAAAGGGGGCGAAAUCAAGCGUCUUUUUGGGUCAUUCUUGCCAUUUCCGGGUUUAAAUUUGAUGCCAAAGUUGACCAACUUGUUGGAUUUUGUCCUCAACAUCACUGAUUGUUACUCAUGCAGACUUGAUGAGUGCCAAAAGACAUAAUAAAACAUCACUUACUGUACAA